Erigeron canadensis is the source of this 2154-nucleotide messenger RNA. Its product is annotated as calmodulin-binding protein 60 E-like. Bases 279 to 1943 code for a protein of 554 amino acids. Lineage: Eukaryota; Viridiplantae; Streptophyta; Magnoliopsida; Asterales; Asteraceae. Gene Ontology annotation, cellular component: nucleus. The record is from RefSeq and is a predicted model, not a curated record. Gene Ontology annotation, biological process: regulation of salicylic acid biosynthetic process. The transcript has 7 exons. Gene Ontology annotation, molecular function: DNA-binding transcription factor activity; calmodulin binding; sequence-specific DNA binding.
UAUAUGAAACUACUAUUUAAUUUAAUUAUUAAUCAAUAUAUAAUUCACCGACUAAACAAACCUGUUUUCUCUCACACACUCACAAAUUAAUGCAUCAUUAAAUUAAUCACCCACAGAUCUAUUAGCCAAACACAACACAUGAUUCCUAUUAUUCUGGUUUUGUGCUUUCUUUCUUCAUAUUUAUCAUAGUGAUUCUGAACUGUUUUCAAGUUGGGUAUUCAAGAUUUUUCUAUAAGUGUGAUAAAGUUUGGAAAUUUAGUGGUUUUUUUGAUAGAAAUAUGGACAGGAGAGUGGAAAAGAGAGGAUACGAGGAUGAAGAUGAUGAUGGUGUGCUUCAAUCCAAGAAACCGAAGAUACCGGCUUUAGCGAGUGUAAUUGUGGAAGCUCUCAAGGUUGAUAGUUUACAAAGACUUAGCUCAUCUUUAGAGCCUCUUUUCCGCAGAAUUGUUAGCGAAGAAGUGGAGCGUGCCUUGACCAGAUAUGGGCAUGGUCAAAUUGCUGGAAGAUCUUCACCACCACGGAUACAAGAUCCAGAAGGAAAAGUCUUGCACCUUCAAUUUAGAACAAGGAUGCCUCCUCAUCUCUUUACAGGUGGAAAGGUAGAGGGCGAGCAUGGAGCAACUAUUCAUGUUGUUUUGUUAGAUCCAACCACAGGAAAUGUGAUACAAAGUGGACCUGAGUCAGCAUCAAAACUGAACAUAGUGGUGCUGGAAGGUGACUUCAAUGAAGAAAUAAAUGAAAACUGGAGCCCGGACCAUUUUGAAACCCAUGAAGUCAAAGCCCGUGAAGGGAAAAGACCGCUUUUAACAGGGGAGUUACAAGUAAACUUGAAUGAAGGAGUUGGGACUCUGGGUGAUCUUACUUUUACGGACAAUUCUAGCUGGAUUCGAAGCAGAAAGUUUAGGCUUGGUUUGAAGGUCGCUCCUGAAUGUUCUAGAAUCAGAAUCCGGGAAGCUAAAACUGAGGCUUUUUCUGUUAAAGAUCAUAGAGGAGAAUUGUACAAGAAACAUUAUCCACCUGCUUUACAUGAUGAAGUUUGGAGAUUGGAUAGAAUUGCAAAAGAUGGGGCAUUGCAUAAGAAAUUGGUGAAAUCCGAAGUCAUAACCGUAGAAGAUUUCCUCCGUGUUCUUGUUAGAGAUCCACAAAGACUCAGAAACAUUUUAGGGAGUGGGAUGUCGAAUAGAAUGUGGGAAAACACAGUGGAGCAUGCCAAGACUUGUGUUUUAGGAGGGAAGCUGUAUGUAUACUACGCUGAUUUAGCUCACACCACCGGUGCUAUCUUCAACCACAUUUACGAGCUAAGAGGUCUUAUUUCUGAUGGUCAGUUUGUCCCAUUGGAAUCACUUAGACAUAAUCAGAAGAUUUCCGUAGAUUCACUUGUAAAAAGUGCAUAUGAGAACUGGAAUAGAGUAAUAGAAUAUGAUGGCAAAGUCCUGAGUGCACUGACCUUCCCUGCAGCACCUUCUAAUAAUAACGUGAUUGAAUAUCCAUUUAUAAAUUCUGAGCCGACGGUGGGCGUUUCAUCAAGCACCCAUCACCAACCAGUGUUGUCUAGCAACACUACCGACUAUGGGUCCACUGAAACAUCAUAUGAUGGUUCAGGGGAUUGGUCAGACCCACAAGGACAUGGGUUCGGAGAUUCAUACUCAGAGGAAAUCCGUAUGAGGAGUUCAGAAAUGUUGGAAACUGAUGACAUGCAGAAGCUACUUAGGAGCUUUGGCGUUGGAGGCACAGGGCCUGCUUUUGGUCUUUAUGACAACAGUUCAUACAGUUACGAUGUUCCUCAUGAAACACAAGUGGAACCGGUUUAUGCACAAGGGCACACGCGUGGUUCAGGAAAGGCGGUAGUUGGUUGGCUCAAACUAAAGGCUGCAUUAAGAUGGGGAAUAUUUAUAAGGAAGAAAGCUGCAGAAAGAAGAGCUCAAUUAGUUGAGCUUGAUUGAUUAGCCUCGAAUAGGAAAAUCUGCUAAAUAGACUUACCCCUUAAAUUGCGAUAUGCACCUGAUGCAUCAAGUGAACUACCUGUUCAUAAAUUGCUGACAGGUUGGGAAAACGUUGACUCUCGAGUAGUCAAGUGCAGUUACUUAUUUGUGUACACUAAAUCUUGAUUUAUAGAGUUUUUUGUUUUUCAUAAUGAAUGAAGUUGCUUGUUUA